Messenger RNA from Cryptomeria japonica (Japanese cedar), 4245 nucleotides. RefSeq names its product disease resistance protein RUN1. NCBI's taxonomy places the organism in Eukaryota, Viridiplantae, Streptophyta, Pinopsida, Cupressales, Cupressaceae. The record is from RefSeq and is a predicted model, not a curated record. Bases 1234 to 2601 code for a protein of 455 amino acids. The transcript is spliced from 8 exons. Gene Ontology annotation, biological process: defense response to fungus.
UCAAAUCACAUACAGCCUAUCUCUCUCGGCUUUCUGGACUAUCUUUUACUACUUUGGAAAAAAUGGAAAAUGUAUGUUCUUCUGUACCUCAUUCGGAAAAUGCCAAUGCUUUUGGAUAUUAGCUCUCGUUUAUCUCUUGUACAAGACAUCAACCAGAUCGAUGAGUUAAUCGCUUGUAUCCAGGAAUGCCUGCGAGGCAUCGAAACCAAAAGCCCAGAACGACUCCCAAAUACAUUCCAAACCUGCAUUAAACUUGGCGGUGAUCUACUACAGAGCAUUUUGGAGCGUGUUCACAGCAAGUUCAAGAUUUGUUUGUUAUAGGCAUAAGCUUACUGCUGUAACCAGAAAAGUUGUUAUUGAUGUAUUGAAAGGAGUAAGAAAAACACCUUGGUUGGGAGCCGGUGCUUCUGUAUUAGGAUAUAUACUUGACCAGAUUGAUCAGAUCAGCAGCAACAAGAGUGAAUAUAUAAAACUCCUCAAGUAUAUGUGCGAACUGCCCAAGCAUGUGAGGCAGUUGAAUGACAAUCUACCAGAAGAAAAGCAGAAGUUGAAUGACGUGGUUCAUUUCACAAAUGCAUUCUGACAAAAUUUAUCGGAUAUUUUCUUCUUCUGUGGAAGACAAGGAUUUGAAAACUAGGAUAUUUUCUUCUUCUGUGGACGCCAAGGAUUUGCAAAGUUAUCAAACAGGACUGGCCUGCAAGUACCAAGAUCUCAGUUUCGCAGCAAUAAUGGGUGUAGUGGAUCGGAUCCCUAAGGUUAUUCCCCCAUCACAGGGACAAUAUCCCAAUGCAGUAGACAUCGAAGAUGCACGAGAUGAAGUAAUUCGGCUUCUGAAGAUGGACGUUAAACCUUCAAGAACAGCCGUGGUUGUUUACGGUGCCGCCGGCGUCGGGAAGACAACCCUGGCUACUGCUGUGUACAGCAAGCUUGAUCUUACAUCUUAUAAAUUGUGCAGGAUCGAUAUGGAGGAAAGCUCUUCCGAGAAUCAUCUCAUGGUGCUGCAGCAGCAGAUUCUGCAUGAUUUGUUUAACGAACGACGUGCCUUAAGAUGCAGUGUUGAUGGUCAAGCGUAUUUGGGAAGGUUUUUUAAAAGAGUUACUCAGCCUGUGUUUAUGUUUAUCAAUAAUGCUUUGAAAGGAAGCGACCUAGAAAAACUUCUGCCGCGGGAUUUUGCUCAGCCUCCCAAAGCACACGAAGAUUCUUGUCACCACCGGAAGGUUGGACGAGACCAGCAUGUUGUUGCAACCAAGUAUUAUUGAACGCAAUGAAUACUGUGUAGGGUUUCUUUCUCCCGCGCAAUCAAAACAGCUUUUGUGCAAGACGGCUCUCGGAAACGCCGACCAGUCAUUCCCAGAAAGCUUUGAUAUCGACGGCCUUGUUGAAAAAUGCGGUGGUAUUCCUCUCAUAUUGGACUUAAUUGGAUCCAAAUUGAGAGAACACGUUGAGGACACGGCCACCUGUAAAGAAUUGGUCACAUCUCUCAAGAAAUCUUUAACAGAAGGAGAAGGAGAAAUGUGUGAACGUGUAGUGGAUGUUGUAUAUAACAGUUUCAAAGAGUCCAGUCAGAAAGAGGCGUUUCUGGACAUUGUUUUCUUUCUCAACAACUUGCCAUGGCGAAUUGUCUCUUAUGUUGUUGGAAUGGACAAUCUUGAAGCACUAGAGAAUGCGGGACUGGUACACUUGUGUCGUGAGGACAAGUUGAAACGAGAUACUGGAGUUCGACCAAAAUGGGUAGAGUUGGAGAAGUUUGUGAAAGAUGUGGACUAUCAGACAGGCACUGUGAAAGUUGUGGAUACAGUCAGAGCAAGAGGGAGGAAGCUGUCGAAUUCUGAUAGAAUACUGGAUGAUGUAAACUCCAUUUCCAAGGCCUUCGAAUGUAGGCAGAAACUAAAAGGGAUCUGGCUUUCGGACAAAGUUAAACUCAAUGUUGAGUCGGAGCGUUUUGCAUCCACAAUGAGUAGAUCGAGAAUUCUCCACUUUGGCCAGAAGGUUAAGGUCAACGGAGUGUGCAGAGAAAACUUUGAAAGUUUAAGGUAUCUGAAUGGCCAUGAUUUACCAGUGGAUGUUAAAAAUGCAAAGAAGCUGGCGUUCCUAGUUGGUAACGUUCCUUAUGGUGUUUCUCAGCUUCCUUCGUCAUUACGGCUUUUGGAACUACGUAGUAAUUCAGGUAUACGGGCUGGAUUGCUUGAAAGUGUCUGCAACUUGUCUUCACUGGAAGAGCUGAAUUUAAAAUUUUCCUCUCGCCGCCAGUUGAUGCUCCCUGCCACUUUUACUCAACUCCAAUGUUUACGAUUUUUAGAAUUAAAAUUAAACCUCGCCACAUUACCUGACAGCUUUGGCAACCUUACUGCUUUGGAAGGUUUAAGCCUAAAAUAUUGUACUAAACUUCAAAGCCUUCCUGAAAGCUUUUGUGAACUUAAAUGUUUACGUUUUCUAAGAAUAGAGGAGGGAAUUCUUACUGAAUUGCCAGAAAGGUUUGGAAAUUUAUCUGCUUUAGAAGAACUGCAUUUUUCUUGUUGUCACCUAGUUAACCUUCCAGCGAGCUUCGGUAAGCUUGAGUCACUGCGUAUUUUAGGGUUAUAUUGGUGUACAACAAUAUAACAUUUCCAGAAAACUUUGGUGAUUUAUUUGCUUUACAAGAACUGGUAUUGCUGAUGUGUCCCCUAGUAAGCCUUCCCAAUGGCUUCGGCAAGCUCAAGUCUUUGCGUAUUUUAUACUUGAUUUUUUGUGACGAAUUAAUUGCAUUGCCAGAAGACUUCGGCAGUCUAUCUUCUUUAGAAUAUUUGAAGUUACAAAGAUGUCCUGAGUUAGUGACUCUUCCUCAGUCCUUCGGUCAGCUAUGCCAUUUGAAACAGUUGUAUAUAUCUGGUCCAAACAAUAUGUUGAGUCUUCCUGAUUAGUUUGGACAGCUCAACUGUUUGGAAAGAUUGAGCCUCAUACAUUUCAGAUCACUGAAGAAACUUUGUCCUGAUUUUCAUUGCUUGACAUCAGUAGCAGCACUGGUAUUAGCAGGAUGCCCUAGAUUAGAGGAGAUGACAAUCGACUUACUAGUUCAGAUGAAGAACUUGAUGACAUUGAAUAUAACAAGAAGUCCCAGGCUGAUGAACCGGUGGCAACAAGUAAAGAGCCAGCACACAUUGAUAGUGUCGCAAAAGAAGAAGACCAUACUUGGCUGUGAGGAGGACGACACGUGUUGUUCAGAUUCAGUAGCUGAAUACGAAGAUGAUAAAUGGCUUAGAGAAAAUAUUAACACUGCAUUAUUCCAUUAUAAGAGUAGUUUCUUGCAUGUUGAUAUAGGUGGAAAAUUGGAAGAGUCGUCCCCCUCUUCCUUUCUGUCUUCUCAAGUAAAGCUUGCUCUGUUGCUCACAAAGUGCGAUCUCUCAUCUUCUUCAAAAAGCGAGGCCCUAGAAAUUGUGAAGAAUAAAUGUGCAGAACUUCAGUCCAAAGGCUUUCAGAUCAUGUACGUGCAGGUUGGGGAAUUAAGGGAGAAAAAUGAACAACUUGUUGAUCAAACUUUGCCACUCCUAUCUCCUGGCACUUAUGCCUGGAAACCUCCUGAUGAUAAAACGCGCCAAAUAUUUGCUUUUGCUGUUUACCAAUUGUUGAACAAAGGUAAAUAUGAAUUUUAUCCUUGGCAUGCUGCUCACACUCUGAUUGCAGGUACGAGCGUGUCUGCGGGCGAUGGCGGAGGGGAAAGGAAGGUGGAAGGAUGGGAGAUAAUAUUCCCUCAGGAAGCAGGGGUCAAUGAGUUUGAAGCAAUGAUAGAUUAUACCGGCAGCUUUUCUAGAUUAUUCAACUCAAUUCAGAACUCUUCCGUGUUGGAAAUAAUCCCAACUCCUCACCGCCUUUCCUGUCAUGUCUUAUGUCAUCCGUAUGCACAUUCGUAUCUGCAGCAUGACUAUUGAUAUCAAAUCUCAGCAAGAUUCAAAUUGAUUUCAAUCUCUUCUCCAAACUGUCACCUAUCCCAUCAAUUGGUCUCUCACGGUUUGUGGGUAGUUUUAUAAACAAUACCUAUUUUAUGUUUGUUGUUUCACCUCCAUAGAUUGUAGGUUUUCUAUAUAUUGUAUGGAUUUGUGCUUUGGAACUCAUUCUCUCAGUAGAACAGAGUUUAGCUCUGUAGAGCUGUACGAUAUGUCCGAAGCUGCAAGUUAGAAGUUGUAAGUUUAAACUAUGUUUGAAAGAGCUGAAGCUCGGAUGAUAAUCUUGUAAUAGUUUAUUCUGAUUAAUAUGAAAGUUAUUGUCUUU